UCAUUCGCUGACUUGUGCUCGACGUGACUCGAGAGCGUGCUCCUGAAACGAGAACGAAAACCAAAGGCCAAAACACGCAUGCAUGAACACACAAAAAACAGACAAAGCAGAGGCAGAGCCACCGGUCUGUGCUUUCUCUUCCUGAUGCAGUAACGCAGCCUGGAACCUGAGUGGACUUUUCCUCCACUUUUUUAAUUUUUUUAUUAACAGGAUACCUUGUUGAGUCGAUCAAGAGUGGGUAGGUCAGGUAGAAAGGCUGGUUGGACUGUGCUGCCAGCAUGCUCGGGAAGUCUCUGAGCAUCCUGAAGCAGUUGGGCACUGCGACAAGGUCACAAGAUGCUACCGACCUUCUACAUGAAGACCUGGUUAUGGUGGAGCAGAGGAUUGAACCGGCCAGGAAGGCAGCUCAGGUCCUCCAUAAAAAGCUGCAGGGAUGCAUGCAGAGUCAACCGGGGCUGGAGGCCGAAAGACGAAUGAAAAAGCUUCCUCUGAUGCUUCUGUCUGUCAGCAUGGCAGAAAGUCUGAAAGACUUCGAUGCAGAGUCCUCAAUCAGGAGGGUGCUGGAAAUGUGCUGUUUCAUGGAGAAGAUGUUGGCCAACAUGCUGGCAGACUUUGAGGUGAAAGUGGAGAAGGAGGUCCUGGAGCCACUAAACAAGCUUAGCGAGGAUGAUUUACCUGAAAUUCUAAGGAACAAAAAGCAGUUUGCAAAGCUCACAACAGAUUGGAACAAUGCAAGAAUGAGGAGUCAGGCUAGCACUGGACCUCAGGCAAAGCAGGAUGGGCUUAGGGAAGAAAUGGAAGAAGCUUGGAGGAAGCUGGAGAGCAUCAAGGACCAGUACUCUGCAGACCUGUAUCACUUUGCAACUAAGGAGGAUGACUAUGCAAAUUACUUUAUUCGUCUUCUGGAGCUGCAGGCAGAAUACCACAAGAAUUCUCAUAUGUUCCUGGAUAGAAACAUCAGCGAACUCAAAGAGGAUCACAGUCAAAAAGAGCCAUCACAAAGCCUCUCCAACCAGAAGGUCUACGGGGAGCCUCUGCUCUCACAUUUGUCUCAAAGCAACAGAGAAAUCGCGGUGCCCAUCCAGGAGUGUAUUCACAUGCUGCUGAGAACAGGCAUGAGAGAGGAGGGUCUGUUUCGCUUGGCCGCUGCAGCCUCGGUGGUGAAGAGGCUGAAGACAUGUCUGAAUCAAGGGACGGUGGACCACAGCGAGUUCAGCAUGGACCCUCACGCCGUGGCAGGAGCUUUGAAGUGUUACCUCCGAGAACUUCCCGAACCUCUAAUGACGUUUGACCUCUACAAUGACUGGUUUAAAGCAGCAGGGGAGAAAGAGCUGUCAGAGAAGCUGGAGCAAUUCAAGAUACUUCUAAAGAAACUGCCACCUGAAAACUACAACAACCUCAGGUACCUGGUCCAGUUCUUGUCUCUGUUGUCUGAGCAGCAGGCUGUAAACAAAAUGACACCAAGUAAUGUCGCCAUCGUCCUGGGACCAAACCUGCUCUGGCCGCGAGCUGAGGGGGAAGCUGCUCUCUUUGACAUGGCUUCAGCUUCUUCAGUCCAGGUGGUGACAGUCAUUGAGCCUCUUAUUCAGUACAGCUCUGAUCUCUUCCCUGAAGCUCUCUCAUUCGAGAUCCCAGAACUUCCCGAGGUCCUGGACGCGUCUCUGCCCUCUCCCGUUGUCCCAGAAAAGGGGAAACUGAGCAGAACUGUUUCCUCCUCUUCCUCCACAGCCUCCUCUUCUGCAUAUCACUUCCCUCUUUCCAAGACAAACAGCACAGCCUCUCAGGACAGUGGCGUCUCCUUCCUGGUGAAAUCUGGCUCUGUGAGCAGCCGCAGUGGCACCUCUACAUGGGGCAGCCCUGAAGCGGAGACGGCAGCACCUGCUCACCCAAACAGGACGCCCAGCAGCUCAUCCUUGACCGAUCCCAGCCCGUCUCCGGCCUCUGACUCUACAGCCGCCUGCAGCUCGACAGCAAACCAGAACCCGACUCCGCUUCCCAGAGCAGCAGGAUCUGCGACGAACUCAGGCCAGGCCCGGAGUCCCACCCAGAGGCAGAUCUCAGAACAGAACCAGCUCGAGCCAAUUUUGGAAGCACCACCAGAUUCUCCCAGGGCAUUAGUGAAGAUCGCAUCACCGUUUAAACCAAGGAGAACUUUCCCCCUGAGCAAGUCUAACCAGCCAAACGAGCAGGUCACGGUUCAGUUCUCCAAACCGAAGCUGCCGCCACCUCUCAAGAUGCAGGCCCCUCCACCCCCAACCGCACCUGCGACGGUUCCAGACACUAGGCCCCAUCCGACACCUGCACCCCGAGGACAGCAGGCCAGCAUGAAAAAGCCUCCUCCAAAAAAGCCUGGACUCAAAGCUCCAAACUGCCCUCCACCUCUUCCCCCACCGUCACAGGCAAAAGAGGUUCCUUCUAUGGCACAGUGAGAAACAAACGUCCCUCAAACAUCCAAACUUCUGUUAUUGAGUCGAGUAGAACAGCAGCUGAAACACUUUUAUAUUUUGUCAUAAAAAAAGAGAAAGAGUGCUGGGUACGCUUACAUUGCUCAGUAUGUUGAUUUUAAGUGUUGCAGAUUUUUUUUCGAUAACCAGCGUAGGAAUUUUAUUUAUUCUGAUGUUUCCCAUGGUUUUACGGUCAGAGAAAAAAAUAGACCUAUGAUAAAUGAAUUCACAGCAAAAAUAUUUUCCUGUUUUAGGUUGGAAUUGUCCAUAAAUGUACAAAACAAUUGUAUUUGUGUAAGCUAUUUUAGUGUGGGAAAACUUUUUUUUGUUCCAUGAUCCUUGAGGGUGACUCUGGUUUUGGCAUUUCACUUAUUAAACGAUACCCCACCCAUAAACCGAUAGUGGCUGUGCUCACUUUGAACAGUGCUCGAAAAUUCAAACUUUUCACAGCAGUUUUUUGGGUUUAUAGAGUGUGUCUGGAAUAUUCCUUUAAACCAACUUGAAAUGAACGCACAACUCAUUAAAAACACCUUUAUUGUCAUUUUAUAUUUUUGUAGUAUAAUCGCUGGUACUGGCUGCAGCAUAUGGAUGUGAAUUGCACUAUGUACUUACUGCAGGUGCUCAUACUGUAUGUACAUAUUCAUAGGAGGUCAGCCAAUAUCUUCAUGUGCAGCUGUAUAAAGUAACAUAUGCAUGAUGUUUCCUCUAUUUAAAAAAAGCAAUACACGGGUCAGACUUCAUAAUCAUAAAAAAGGUGCACAGAAUAUCUAUAUAGAAGGUCUGCAGCAUACAAUGCACAAUAUAUAAUUCAGGCUUUAGUUGCAUCUAGCAAAUACCAGUAUUACAUGUAGUAUUACAUUGGUCCGCGUAGUGUUAUAAAUGAGAUCUCUGAUUAUCUGAUGAGACUUUAUAGUGUAAGUUCUGGGAUUUCCCCUUUUCUUGUUAAGUAAUGUUCUUCCCUUUUUUCUCCCCUGCUAGUAUAUUCCUGAGUAAAAAGAGAUUGUAGUGAUAGCAAAAGUUUGUGUUAAGACCAAAUAUAUUUUUCCAAUCCCCCCCGACUUCCUUUCUGUGUUCUUAUUAGUAA
Oreochromis niloticus (Nile tilapia) is the source of this 3528-nucleotide messenger RNA. RefSeq names its product SH3-domain binding protein 1 (gene sh3bp1). Bases 279 to 2429 code for a protein of 716 amino acids. The record is from RefSeq and is a predicted model, not a curated record. Gene Ontology annotation, cellular component: cytoplasm; cytosol; intracellular anatomical structure. Gene Ontology annotation, biological process: signal transduction; regulation of actin cytoskeleton organization; regulation of Rac protein signal transduction. Lineage: Eukaryota; Metazoa; Chordata; Actinopteri; Cichliformes; Cichlidae. Gene Ontology annotation, molecular function: protein binding; GTPase activator activity. The transcript has 18 exons.